Molecule: messenger RNA, 3605 nt
Organism: Gopherus evgoodei (Goodes thornscrub tortoise)
Lineage: Eukaryota; Metazoa; Chordata; Testudines; Testudinidae
Gene: SMTNL1
Product: smoothelin like 1
Exons: 9
Coding region: 1892-3454 (520 amino acids)
Biological process (GO): actin cytoskeleton organization
Cellular component (GO): microtubule organizing center; filamentous actin
Molecular function (GO): protein binding
Source: RefSeq, a predicted model, not a curated record
CCUUGUGCACCCCUGAGGGGUCACAAUCCCCAGUUUGAGAACCCCUGGCCUAGAAUAGCUGCAGGGCUAGGUUCCCCCACGGGAGGAGGAGAGGGUGUAGGGGAAGGAGAGAGGCCCCCUGGGGCAGCCCCCCUCAGGCAGGGAGCCUGCAGGGCUUCGGGGACAGCGGGGAUGGGAGCAGCUGGAGGGGGGGGAGGGUUGGGGUGAUCACAGUGGGGUGACAAGGGCUGUGGGAGUGGGGAGUUCAUUGUGAGGGCUGUCAGGCUGUGGGGUAAUAAGGGCUGUGGGGGGUUCGUCGUGAGGACUGUCAGACAGUGGGGCAACAAGGGCUGUGGGGGGGAUCAGGGGGUGAUCACAGUGGGAGCCAGCAGACAGUGGGGCUGUGCUGUUAUUUGCGGUAUGCCCCCAGAGUCCCCUGUACCUGGAGCAGGAACAGAGCUGCCAGAGCCCAGACACAGCCAGUACCAUUAUGCUGGGCACCACCAGACACUUUCUCCCAAGCAGCACCUCCCACAAUGGGCCCCUGAGAGAAGCCGCGGCACUGCAGUGUGGGGCUGACCCCACAGCCAGCGGGGCUGGAGCAGGCCUUGCCCAAUCGCCCCCCCCCAAAUACAUCACAAGAACGGGCCCUACCCUGGCUGCCAGUCUUACCACCUGCCCGCCACCUACAAACGCCCUGGGCUGAAUGUCCCUGUGGCGGUGCCUGUCUCUGCUGCUGCCAAUUUUAUGUGGAAAGGGGCAUCUGCCUCUGAGCCAGUGAUGGUCUGAGCCUCCUGCUAAACAGAGCCAGGCAGCUCGUCCUAGGCAGUGUGCAUGCCCGGUUUGUCACACCCCACCACCAUAGUACACACCGGGAAAUUGAGGCACAGAACGAGGCAGGGACUUGCCCAAGCUCAGAAUCAGGACAGAACCCAGUUCUCCUGACUCCCAGUUCCUGGCUCUACCCGCAAGAGCACGGAGCUUUUGUCUUUAGAAGGGAGGCAGCGACACAGUUGAGCCUGAGAGGCCAAAAGAGACAGGGAAUGGCUUCAGGGGAGCCACCCAGGGGCCUGGAGUAGGUGGAAUCUACCCCGUCUUUUCCUUCUGCCGCAUGGAUGAUGCCCACAUGACUGCCUAGCGCCCCAGCGUCUGGCUGGGUUGACGUGCCAGGCCCCAGAGCUGCACUGGGGACAGACCAGUUGUACUACAUCGAGUGGCCUGGAUGGUCCACAGAGACAUUCACGAGGAUGGGGGGGCAGUCUCCUUCCUGAUUGGUUGCCUGGGCAGUGGGGAGCAACCCCCAAAUCCCUGAUGCUCCAGCAGCCAAGCGCCUGCAUCUCACGGGCUCAGGAGGGCACCCCUGCCCAGUGUUUGGGCACCCCUAGCAGUACAGAGAGGAGAGGCCCUGUGGUCCCCCUUGCACUCCCCAUGGCUCUGUUAGCUCCAGCCCCGGGGUGCCGAGGUGGAUGGCUGGUGUCCCCUGGAGCGGAGCCAGUACCCUGAGGUGGGGAAGGGAAGAGCUCCAGGUGUUGUCAGGGUGGGAUCCCCUGUGGCUGUUUGUCCUUUUGCUUCACUCCCCAUUUGCUACCUCUCAGCACAAGGGUCCCCUGCCAGGUUUAGUGGCUGCACUUCCUGCCUGGUGAGGUCCCCCCUUAGCCCCCCAGGCUCGUCCCAGGGGGUCUCAUCCAUGUGACCCUGGGAGAGUGGAGGUCCCCCUACCCCCGCCUCCCCAGAGGACCAGGGAAGCUAGCAGAGUGGAGGAGUGUGAAUGAAAGUGGCACCUGUUCCUCUCCUGGUAAAAAUAGGCUGCACUGCCCUGGGAUGGGGGAUGUGCCAAGGGUGGUGACACAAAGAGCGGGACAGAGGAGGAUUGAGCCCAGAACCAGCCUGCCCCGUGGAGCAGCCAGCAGAGAUGGAGGAACAGGAAGGUGCACCCAGGCCGACAGCAGAGGAGCCCGGGGCCACAGCUAAGGAGGCUGAAGCGGUGGCUGGAACUGGAGCCAAGGAGGUGGAUCGGGGUGGGGAUGGGCUGGGGGAGAAGGAGAGAGCAGGGAAUUCUGGGAGCAAUGCUAAGGGGGACAUUCAGGCUGGGGGAGCAGGGGAUUCUGAGAGUGAUGCUAAGGGGGGCGGUGAGGCCAGCAAAGCUGGGGAUUCUGGGAGCGAUGCAAAGGGAAGCGGUGAGGCUGGGGGAGCAAGGGAUUCUGGGAGUGAUGCUAAGGGAGGCGGUGAGGUCACCAGAGCAGAGGAUGCUGGGAGAGAUGCUAAGGGAAGUGGUGAGGCUAGGGGACCAGGGGAUUCUGGGAGUGAUGCUAAGGGAGGCGGAGAGGCCACCAGAGCAGGGGUUUCUGCGAGUGAUGCUAAGGGGGAUGGUGAGGCCGAGGGAGCAGGGGAUUCUGGGAGAGAUGCUAAGGGAGGUGGUGAGGCCGAGGGAGCAGGGGAUUCUGGGAGAGAUGCUAAGGGGGAUGGUGAGGCCGAGGGAGCAGGGGAUUCUGGGAGAGAUGCUAAGGGGGGUGGUGAGGCUGGGGGAGCAGGGGAUUCUGGGGCUGGGGCAGAGGAGAGGGCAGAGGGUGGAAAGAGGACUGGGGCAGAGGAGAGGGAGGCAGUAGGUGGGUCUGGGCUUGAGCCCCAGGAUGGGGCUGGAGGGGCUGAGCCAGAGAUGCAAGAGGCUGAAGCCGAGAGGACCAACGGUGCCGUGGCCAGAGAGGGGCAUGGUGGGAGCACCUCAGAGGAGCCGCUGUCCCCAGAGAUGGGGGGCGAGGAGGAGGCGUGGGAUGAGCCUGCACCCAGCUCCCCUGACGAGGGGCUGGCCAGCCCCACAGGGGACGCUGUCUUUGGGAAGGAGACUGGGGCCUCCCAACCGGGAGGCACCUCCCAAGGCCGAGAAGCCACUCCUGGUGGCAGCACCAGCACUGAAGGGACAGCCCAGCAGGACAGCAUGCAGAGCCCUGCACCUGAAGGAGUUGCACCUCCCAAGGAGAAGCCAAAGAGACCAGCGCUGGACCGGAGGGAGCUGACCCGACCCCGCCUGGCACCCAGGGCCCAGUCCCGCAAGGCCCUUGUGGAGAAAUUUGGGGGGGCAGCCAGCGGCUCUGCCCCCAACAUCAAGAAGACUGGAGGUGCCAAUGCCAUCAAGAACAUGCUGCUGGAGUGGUGUCGUGCCAAGACGCGUGGCUAUGAGCACGUGGACAUCCAGAACUUCUCCUCCAGCUGGAGCAGUGGCUUGGCCUUCUGCGCCCUCAUCCACAAGUUCUUCCCUGAUGCCUUUGACUACACGGCCCUCGACCCGGCCAAUCGCAGGGAGAACUUUGCCCUGGCUUUUGCCACUGCUGAGAAGCAUGCCGACUGCGCCCCACUGCUGGAGGUGGAGGACAUGGUGCGCAUGAGCGUCCCGGACUCCAAGUGCAUCUACACCUACGUCCAGGAGCUGUACCGCAGCCUGGUGGACAAGGGGCUGGUGAAGACCAAGAAGAAAUGAGGUCUGUCCUGGGGCUCUUCCCCAAUGUGGCAUCUCCUCCGCUGGUAACUCUCCUCAGCCAUCUCCUGCCUGCCCCCUUCCCCACAACUCACAUGUGCACGCAAGACCCUGGCAGAUCCAGUAAAGCAGAACGGCUCCAAGCUCAGGCAGA